This is a messenger RNA of Aureobasidium namibiae CBS 147.97, 636 nucleotides long. Its product is annotated as HAD-superfamily phosphatase. NCBI's taxonomy places the organism in Eukaryota, Fungi, Ascomycota, Dothideomycetes, Dothideales, Saccotheciaceae. Gene Ontology annotation, molecular function: phosphatidylglycerophosphatase activity. The transcript has 4 exons. Bases 1 to 636 code for a protein of 211 amino acids. The record is from RefSeq and is a predicted model, not a curated record.
AUGAACGUGUCGGGGACAUUGAGCUUCUUCAGACUCUUCAGGGAUCCAUCCCUAUGCUUGCCUCACCAUACUGUCUCCACAUUCAACCAUCUGCCAAUUCCUUUAUCUCGUGCUUUUAAUAAAGCAGAUGGCGCGAAUAAGGUAGAUAUAAGGGCAGUCGUGCUUGAUAAGGACAACUGUUUUGCUGUACCAAAAGAGAACGAGGUGUACAAGCCUUACGCGGAACGCUUCGAAGAACUGCGCAAAGCAUACCCUGGCUCUCGUUUGCUGAUAGUGUCAAACUCUGCCGGCACUCUAUCAGAUCCUACUGGAGCAGAAGCAGACCUUCUGGAAAAGAACACUGGAGUCAAAGUACUCAGACAUAACACAAAGAAACCUGGCUGUCAUCCUGAUGUGCUAUCGUAUCUUCGAAAUGCUCCUGAUACAGGAGUCACACAUCCAUCGCAGGUUGCCAUCGUAGGAGACAGACUUUUCACUGAUGUAAUGAUGGCAAACAUGAUGGGCUCAUACGGUUUCUGGAUUCGAGACGGUGUGGUAGAAGAAAAAGGACUCUUUGUGAAACUCGAGAGAAGUCUUGCAGGCUUCCUUACUCGCCGUGGCUAUGCUCCGCCAUCCCCCCAGAACCAGUUUGAGUAA